This is a messenger RNA of Octodon degus (degu), 1458 nucleotides long. RefSeq names its product opsin 4 (gene Opn4). The record is from RefSeq and is a predicted model, not a curated record. The coding region runs from base 1 to 1458 and encodes 485 amino acids. Gene Ontology annotation, biological process: visual perception; G protein-coupled receptor signaling pathway. The transcript has 11 exons. Lineage: Eukaryota; Metazoa; Chordata; Mammalia; Rodentia; Octodontidae. Gene Ontology annotation, cellular component: membrane. Gene Ontology annotation, molecular function: G protein-coupled receptor activity.
AUGGUUCACACAGGAACAAGGACUACCAGCUUCAGAAUAAAUCCACCUUCCAGGCCACAAGUCCUGAAGUGCCCAGCCCAGGAGCCCACCUUCAUGGCCACCCCAUUGGCACCUGGCAGUGGGGACAGCGCCCCAAUCAACCUCUCCAAGCUGGACCAGCUCCCACUGGGCAGCCCCACGAAAGCCGGGGCUCAGGCUGCAGCCUGGGUCCCCUUCCCCACAGUUGAUGUUCCGGCACAUGCUCACUACGCUCUGGGCACAGUGAUCCUGCUGGUGGGGCUCACUGGGAUGCUGGGCAACCUGACAGUCAUCUACACCUUCUGCAGGAGCAGAGGCCUGAGGACCCCGGCCAACAUGUUCAUUAUCAACCUCGCGGUCAGCGACUUCCUCAUGUCCUUCACCCAAGCCCCCGUCUUCUUCACCAGCAGCCUCUACAAGCGGUGGCUCUUUGGAGAGGCAGGCUGCGAGUUCUACGCCUUCUGCGGAGCUCUCUUUGGCAUCACUUCCAUGAUCACCCUGACGGCCAUCACCCUAGACCGCUAUCUGGUUAUCACACGCCCACUGGCCACCAUCGGGAUGGCAUCCAAGAGGCAGACAGCGCUUGUUCUGCUGGGUGUCUGGCUCUAUGCCCUGGCCUGGAGUCUGCCGCCCUUCUUUGGCUGGAGCGCCUAUGUGCCCGAGGGGCUGCUGACCUCCUGCUCCUGGGACUACAUGACCUUCACGCCCUCCGUGCGUGCCUACACCAUGCUGCUUUUCUGCUUUGUGUUCUUCCUGCCACUGCUCAUCAUAAUUUACUGUUACAUCUUCAUCUUCAAGGCUAUCCGGGAGACAGGCCGGGCCUUUGAGAGCUGUGGGAAGUCCCCAAGGCAGCGGCGGCAGUGGCAGCGGUUGCGCAAUGAGUGGAAGAUGGCCAAGAUUGCGCUGCUGGUCAUCCUCCUCUUCGUCCUUUCCUGGGCACCCUACUCUACUGUGGCCCUGGUGGCCUUUGCUGGGUAUGCACAUGUCCUGACACCCUACAUGAACUCAGUGCCAGCUGUCAUUGCCAAGGCCUCUGCCAUUCACAACCCCAUCAUUUAUGCCAUCACCCACCCCAAGUACAGGGUGGCCAUUGCACAGCACCUGCCGUGCCUGGGGGUGCUGCUGGGUGUGUCAGGCCAGAGAAGCCGCCCUUCCCUCAGUUACCGAUCCACACACCGCUCCACACUGAGCAGUCUCCAGGCCUCCGACCUCAGCUGGAUCUCAGGACACAGGCGCCAGGAGUCCCUGGGCUCCGAGAGUGAGAUGGGCUGGACUGACACUGAGGCAUGGGGGACAGCCCAGCAAGCCAGUGGACUGUCCCCUUGUGAUCUGGGCCUGGAGGAUGGAGAAGCCAGGGCACCUCCCAGGGUCCAGGUAUGGGAAGCUGAGACUCCAAGAAAGACCAAGGGACAGCUCCCAAGCCUGGACCCACAGAUGUAG